Ciona intestinalis (vase tunicate) is the source of this 1979-nucleotide messenger RNA. The record is from RefSeq and is a predicted model, not a curated record. NCBI's taxonomy places the organism in Eukaryota, Metazoa, Chordata, Ascidiacea, Phlebobranchia, Cionidae.
UUGCUAUAUUGUAAUAUUUUUUCCCCAUUUAAGUUGCUACUAAUAUAAUUUAUAAUGUCAGCAACACCAGAACAAUCAGAUGAGAUAAAAGAAUCGGUUUUGAAUCCAACUUUUCAUGAUAUACAAGUUAAAAAGGUUGAAAUCUGCACGCCAGAAACUGCAACUGUUAAGUUUCAAGAACAACAUUUUCCAAUCGAGGAAUAUGAAACACAUGAAGUUGCUAAAGAAGAAUUUGUUUCAUAUCGCACCAAAGCUGCAAAGAGCCCAUGCUUGAAACCCUUAAAGGAAAGUGCUGAAGAAAAUAGAUUAGUGUCUCGUUCCAACAGUCAAAAUGUUGCCGUAGUAACCGUACCCCCUGACCCACAAUUACUCGCUUCUUGUCAAAGUCGUCGCGGCCAAAGACCCCUACUAGAGGGGGGCGCGGAGCGACGUCUGCGACUCCAGGAGCUGCAUCAACGAAAACAAGAAAUUAUUGAUUCGCUUGCUCAACAAACUGGCCACCGAAGGCGAUCUGGAGUUCGUAGGCAAGAGCGGAAUGCUCCUCGUUAUUUCGAGGUCUCACCAGGUGUGUUCAUUACUGAGCGACCUGAAUCCAGACUACAGGCAGCAAACUCUGCACAAAGUCGAACAUACGGGGAAUAUAGAUCUUCCACAUCACCGAACAAGGCACGAGUAUGGAAUCGAUCCGCAAGCAGUCGAGCCAUCAGUAGUAACUCGUCUCGAUGGAAAACUGAACAACUUCCACAAGCAAAGACAAACCAUUUUGUGAAGAUGCCGUUUAAACAAGUACCUGCUCUUACAAUGGAUGCUAAUUAUAAAAUCAAUGAUGAGAUGGUUUAUCCUGGUGAAGAGAUGAGAGCUAUGACAGCAUUUACGGUAUCAAGAAUACGACACGCGUUCAGAAGGAUGCCUGACCCACCGAGGCUCGAUUCACGGCAAGGAAGAUUAUUAAAAGCAAAGUUGAAGCCGUUACGCCCUGUGGCUUUAAAAGGUCCUGAUGUCAAUAGUUGUCAAGGUAUUCAACCAGAAUACAGAAGAAAACAAGGAUAUUCUCUGAGCCCAAGUCGGCAGAGGCAUUUAAAGGAACAGUAUUUAGAGGUGUGCAAGAUGCAUGAGGGAAAUACCCUAGAGGAGGAAUACGAAAAGCGCUUAAACUCCACAACUCCAGAUCAUUCUAUUCACCCGACCUCCCCAGAACCUGAAACAAACUUGGGGUUUUCGAACGAAAUUCUUGCCAAUAUUCAACCAGAUUUUCUUAGCACUAGUGAAAAUGUGUCGAGUCACAAUGCUGCUUAUGAUGACUAUGCAAGACAGGAUCGCAUCACAAUGGAGAGGCAGUUCAGCACCAUGCAUCUCGAAUCAAGCGUCAUUUUUUAGGAAAUUUAAAUUUUUAAAUCAAUUUACUGUGAAUUUAUUUAAUAACGAAUUUUGUUUACAUAUAUAGUAGGUUGGGGUAAGAUGGUACAUGUUUUUAUUCUAUUUUAUCUUCCCAUUUAAGAGUAAAAAAAAACAUUUCUUGAUGUAUGUAUUACUAUAUCCUCGAAAAACGUUUUUAAUUGGUAGGCUAAUAACACUAUCAAGAAAGAUGGUAUAAUAAAUGCAAACAGCAUCAUCUUACCCCGUCUUUCUAUACUGAUUCUGUUUUCUAUAAGCCAUAUAUUUGUUCAAUGUUCUUUUUAAUCACUGUGACAAUAUUUAUGAAUGAUUGGGACUUAUUUAUUCCCACGUCGCUGGACAAUGACGGUCGUUAUAACAAUUGUGUUCUGUUUUACACCUCCUGCACAUGGAAUAGUUAUCACAUAUGUAAUUUUGGGUGAUCAUUUCUUUUUAUAUGUUUUUAAGAACAACCCAUCAGUAUAAUCAAUAGGUUGGAACAAUGUCCGUUAAGUCUUUCCCCAAAUUAUUCCUAUACAUCAAAUAAAGCAUUUUAAUGUAAACCGUUUAAGUUUUUAUCUGAAAUAAAAAUUUACAACAUCAAA